Messenger RNA from Hydatigera taeniaeformis, 564 nucleotides. The record is from the annotation of a GenBank genome assembly. NCBI's taxonomy places the organism in Eukaryota, Metazoa, Platyhelminthes, Cestoda, Cyclophyllidea, Taeniidae.
AUGUUUCGUUUGGCGGAUAAGAUUCGCCAAAGACAGCAGGGUCAGGUUUCAAACGAACCCGAUUCGGUUUCCUCACCCUCUAUAAGGAGUGCUUCCAUCCGUGAUAGGCUUUUGGCGCAGGAGCUUACGGACUUGAAAUCGAAUUUGUCGAAUCACUGUCGAUUGCGUUAUCCCGACCCUGAUAAGCUUCAUGAAUUUGAAGUAAUUAUCUCUCCAUCCGAGGGGUUCUGGGCAAAGGGUCAUUUUCAUUUUGAAUUCACUGUCCCUGAAGGUUAUAAUCAUGUUCCCCCAAUUGUAAAGUGUACUACCAAAAUCUGGCAUCCAAAUAUUGACGAGGAAGGACGAAUUUGCCUUAGUCUUUUGAGACCAAGUUCGCUUGAUGCUUCAGGAUGGGCUCCUACCAGGAAGUUAUCAGAAGUGAUAUGGGGAUUAGAGUCAUUGUUUUCUGAUCUCUGUGAUUUCAAUGAUGCACUCAAUACAAGUGCUGCUGAAGAGUAUGUCCGUGAUCCAGAAUCCUUUAAACGCACGGUCAGAAGAUAUGUCAGUCAGUAUGCCAAAAGCUGA